GGUGGGAUCUGGUGGUGGUCUGAUGGGAGUGGCCUCUCCUCUGGAGCUGCUUAAGCCUCUGGAGGGCUGCCCCUGCCCCCCCUCCCUCCUGUGUGGCCUCGCCAUCCUUAUCCAAUUAGCUGCAGCCUGCUGAUCCUCUUCCUGACCAGCUGCUGCCUCUCAGGAGGAAUCGGCUCAGAGGCAGGAAUGCUGUGGACCUGCGGAGCGCUGAGGCUCCAUCCAGCUCGCUCCAGCUCGCCUCGGUCAGCAGCCCGCCGCCAUGUCUACCCGGACUCUGCCGCUGGCGUUCAUCAACCUGGGCGGCGAGAUGCUCUACAUCCUGGACCAGCGCCUGCGCGCCCAAAACACGCCAGAGGACGGCGCGCAGAAAGCUGCAGGAGUUUGGUCUGACAACGACAGAAAAAGAGUCCUGAGUGACAUCGUGGGGACCAUGUUCAGCAAAGCCUUCAUGGACGAGCUGCUCCAACCCCAGCAGCUGUACUCCCACCGCACCAUGAAGACGGUGCUCACCAGGCUGGCCCACACCUCCAUCAUGAGGCUGAGCCCCCCCAGCAUGGAGCGGCUUUAUGAGCUGAUGAUCAUGGCUUUCAAAUAUCAGGUUUUCUUGUGUCCACGUCCAAAAGACCUGCUGCUGAUCUCCUACAACCACAUUGACGCCAUCAGAGAGCUGGUGAAAGACACCCCGGUGGUCCUGAACCAGGUGGACGAGACCCACAGGAGGGUCAUCGAGGUCUACUCGCCGCUAUCAGAGGGGGAGUUCCAGCUCCUCAGACAGACGCUGCUCAUCUUUUUCCAGGACCUUCACAUUCGCGUGUCCCUGUUCCUGAAGAACCAGACCCAGACCCCCACCGGGCGCUUCGUCCUGCCGGUUGCCGGCCCCGUUCCCCACGGCGUGGACGUCCCCGGGCUCAUACGGGUGUUUGACGCUCGGGGCCGAGAGCUGAGGCGCCGGGAGUUUCCGAGCGGGGGCAGCUACAGCAGCCCCGUGAGGGGGGGCUCCUUCGACCUGCGCGGGGACCGGAGCACCAGCCUGGGCCGGAACAUCUUCAGCCUGCAGCAUCCGGAGGAGACGCGAACGUGCAAAGCACCGCGCACUCAGGAUCCUGCCUGCAGCCUCACCUGCUUCUUCUGCCCCCAGCAGCCCAACGACACCCCCAACCCGCUGGCCAAGGAGGAGCUGAACCUGCUGGCCCGGCUGAUGGGCAGCGUGGGGGCCGGCCCGGCGGCAGGAGGGGAGGCCGGCUUCCGCCUCAGCCUGUUCCCCACAGAGCAGGAGGAGCAGGAGGCGGGCGCCGCAGGCGGGGGCCAGCUGGACGUGGUCAGCAUCCAGGCCAUGCAGGAUGAGCAGGCAGCCAAUGAGCUGGCUCGAAUCGCUGGACAGUUUGCAGAGGAAGAGGAGCCGCCUGCAGGCGGCGGCAGCAGCAAAGGAGACGACCUGCUGGCCCUGAUGGACGGCCUCUGAACCCAC
This is a messenger RNA of Menidia menidia (Atlantic silverside), 1468 nucleotides long. The record is from the annotation of a GenBank genome assembly. NCBI's taxonomy places the organism in Eukaryota, Metazoa, Chordata, Actinopteri, Atheriniformes, Atherinopsidae.